GCCAUAUCAACCCGUCGGUGCUUCCCAGAGCCCUGCAGGUCGGAACCGAGCACCCUCGGCGACGCUGUCAACUCGAUCAUCGCUGCUGCGACGAAUUUGCAUCCACGUCCAAGAACAGCUCGCCUCACCCUUUAGAUCGGCCGUGUCCCGACGCCAUCGACCCCCAUGAGAGCCCGACUGGUGAUCCAGAUGCUGAGCAUCCUGUUGGUCAGCAUGUGCACGGUGCUUAUCGUGCGCAUCUACCGCCUUCCGUCAAGAUCGCUGGCACCAAGGGCAGCGCCGCCCGUUCGCCGAAACGAGGUUCGGCUGCCCAACCUGCACCAAUGGCAGUACUCAAACAACCCCUACGUCGGCAAGGUCCAUGCUGUCGAGGAAUUUGCGGCAUUCCAGAUCGAGGCGAAUCCGGCCAUGUCUCGGCCAACAAGCAGCGACCUUCCCAGGGUGCUGAUCCUGAGCCUGGCCUUCAAUCGCCUGUCGUUUGGCGGAGGCGAUCGAUCGCUUGCAGAUUUCUUGGACAUGAUCCAAAGCCUGGACUAUCCCAAGGAACUCCUCAGCCUCGGCAUCCUGAUCUCGAGCCAGCGGGACUUUGACCGGCUCAUGCCCAUCGUGUCCUCGUUUGUGCAGACACAGGGACUACAGCGGGGGAGCCUCUUUCUCAGAGAGGCCGACCGUUCGGGCUCGAUUCGGGACCAUCGUGGACGAUCGGGCCAGACCCAACGCCGAAGCCACAUCGCGAAGCUGCGGAACGAGCUUCUCUUCCGGAGUCUUGACAACGAAGAUGCAGUCCUAUGGAUAGACUCGGACAUUAUCGAUGUCCCCCACGAUAUGCUCAAGAAGUUUGUCGUCUCGGGCUUGGACAUCAUCACGCCGUUUUGCCGCAAGGGGACAGUCGGCCUGAGAAACCACGACCUGAAUGCUUGGUCUGGCAAGAGGACUCGGCCGAGCCCCGAGCAACUCAGGGCGAUCCACAGCGGCGAGCCGACGGACUAUGUUCCAAGGCACAGCAACUCCCACCUUGUGAACAAUAUGUAUGACGAUGGGCUCGAGAGAGCGCCGCUCGAUUCGGUGGGCGGGACGGUUCUGUAUGUCAAGGCCAAAGUCCAUCGGGCCGGGGUGAUCUUCCCGCCAUUCCAUUUGAUCGGGACCGACUGGGACUCGGAGGAUGGCGGAUACGACGGAAUCGAAACCGAGGGGGUAUGCUACAUGGCCCGAACGGUUGGGUAUCGCUGCUGGGCGAUGCCGCAAGUGAUCGUAUCCCAUGGGUGAUGGAUGCCGUGGACGAUCACAUCCCAUGCGCGAUUGAAGCGGCCUUGGGCUGCAUCGUGUUGCAUAGACUUGCUGCAGAAGAAUGGAACAUGGAUUUCCUUGGACAGCGGCGAGAGGAUGCUGCCUUGGCUGCGCCGAUGCCGAGCAGGGCGAGUCAUGCCGAUCGACCGGAUUGCAAUGCAGAUCGACGGCCGCGGCAACGGGGCGGUGACGCACCAGCUGCCCCAUUCGACUAGGUCCAUGGACGAGGCUGAGGGAAACCCUCGCAGACCAGACGGCGGGAAC
Polychytrium aggregatum is the source of this 1551-nucleotide messenger RNA. Its product is annotated as Anp1-domain-containing protein. The transcript has 3 exons. NCBI's taxonomy places the organism in Eukaryota, Fungi, Chytridiomycota, Chytridiomycetes, Polychytriales. Bases 166 to 1266 code for a protein of 366 amino acids. The record is from RefSeq and is a predicted model, not a curated record.